This is a messenger RNA of Bathycoccus prasinos, 1260 nucleotides long. RefSeq lists its product with no specific name. The record is from RefSeq and is a predicted model, not a curated record. Bases 1 to 1260 code for a protein of 419 amino acids. NCBI's taxonomy places the organism in Eukaryota, Viridiplantae, Chlorophyta, Mamiellophyceae, Mamiellales, Bathycoccaceae. The transcript has a single exon.
AUGGUCGGGAACGAAAACGGAGAGUUAACGGAGGCGUCUUUGAAGAUUGACGAGAAGUGUCGAGAUGAUUAUUUCGAGACGGUGAAACGAGUCGCGGAUAAGGUCAUGGCGUAUCAUAAGAAGGGGAAAAUGCCGAGUGAAAAAGAUAUGAUGGAAUUUGCCCACGCGGUGGCGAACCAUCAAGUUUGGCACGUCGUCUGUUUGGAACGAAAGCUGGAUCGAGCGUGUCAAAAAGGAGGGGAGAACUAUAAAAAAAUUCGAGAGACGGCGUCGCAAACGAUCGACAACGCGAUUGAAUUUCUCGAAAAAGUCGGCAAUGAGAACAAAGCCCACCCUGAGACGCACAUGGGUCUGUAUCGACACGCGGCGAGAUUGUUGAGGCAAGUGGCAACCAUUCAGGAGCGAUACAAAUUCUCGCAGAGCGAAUGGAAGAAGAUUUCGAAACCGAUGAACGAUCCCGACGAUGGAGGGCCCAUGGGAGGCGAAGGUGGUGUAGUUGGCGCCGCGUGUAACAACGUCGCUAACUUAUACUAUUGGAAAAACUUAAAUCCGCCGACGAAGGAAGGCGAGGCGAUGUACGGCGGCGACGGCGCAAACUUCGCAGUGGCGAGAUUUUGGUUAGAAAAAGGCGCGAAAGCCGGAGACUUAAACGCGAGGAAAUCCCUAGGCGGGAUUAAAAUGCGCGCGCAAAUGGCUGGACUUGGUAUCUCCGUCGUCGAUAAAGGUAUGGACGAGAAAACAGGUUUACCGAUUGGAUAUAACAGCGGAAAAGUCGACGAGGAUAGCGUCGAGUACAGCGAAUCCGCCGUGAAUACCACGAGCGCCUUGGAGGAGUUCAUCGCGAACAGAAUGAAGAAAAAGGUGAAGAGGCGAAAGACGGAGCCGAAAGAUCGAGACCCGAACACGGGUGCUAAAGGAGAAUUCGUUUCCAAAAGAUGCAUCGUGGACGGUUUAGUCUCCAAACCGCACUUGAACGGCGAAGAGUGCGUCCCGUCCAAAUGGAGCGAAGAGAAGAAGCGCUACGGCGUGUACGAUUUCAACUCUGGCGGUUUGUGGAUUAAACCCGUGAACAUUAUUCCCAAAUCCGAAUACUACACGUACGUGACCGACGACGAUAAAAGCGACGACGAUUCCGACCACUCCGGCGAAGAAGACUCAGAAGACGAGGCGGCGAUGGCCGAGAAGCUCAGAAAAGCCAACUUGACCUCCGGCGGAAAGAACGCUCGAGACAUGCAAAGUUUGAAAUACUUUUCCACGUAA